This is a messenger RNA of Priapulus caudatus, 1886 nucleotides long. RefSeq names its product beta-1,3-galactosyltransferase 5-like. The transcript is spliced from 2 exons. Gene Ontology annotation, cellular component: membrane. The coding region runs from base 8 to 1258 and encodes 416 amino acids. Lineage: Eukaryota; Metazoa; Priapulida; Priapulimorpha; Priapulimorphida; Priapulidae. The record is from RefSeq and is a predicted model, not a curated record. Gene Ontology annotation, molecular function: hexosyltransferase activity.
AUAUGCAAUGCAUAACUGUGUUUCAGGGCGCCGCUGCCACGUCUAUGUACGAUUGCGAGGGUGGCGACCAUGGCUAGUUUUCUGUCUGACGUGUCUUCUUUUUAUAACGGCGUUUUGGAAAAACUCUUCCGUGCUCCUCGCCUCGCAAGAUCGAAGCUCCGCCGCGCCACCUGGCGCCUCAACGACGGCCGCCGCGAGCGACAGCGGCGUCGAGUUUACCAUCUACGACCGCAACUACACGUACAGGGCGCCGCCGCUGAACUGCACGAGUCGCACGCUGCUGCUCCUGCUCGCCAUCUCCUCGGCGUCGGACGUCGCCGGCCGACGUCUCGUGCGACAGACGUGGGGAUCGGUGAGCCGCACCAGCGACGAGGGUGACGCUGGCGUUCAUCGUCGCAGACGCGGGGUGACCAAUGGCGCGCCGCGGUCGAGCGCGCACUACACGUACGCGGCUCCGGACAUUCCGUGUACGAACGACACACUCCUGCUCGUGCUCGUCGUCUCGGCUGUCGGCGACGCCACUGGUCGCGCGUCGGUGCGUGACACGUGGGGCUCGCCCCGACGCAACCGCACGCAGGUCGUCGUCGCCUUCCUCGUCGCCGACAGCGCCGACGCGACGACGCGACUGCGCGUGCGCGACGAGAUGCGUCUCCAUGGCGAUGUCGUGCUCGGCGACUUUCUCGACACGUACGACAAUCUGACGGCGAAGUCGGUGAUGGCGCUGCACGUCGCCAGUCGGCGCUGCCCGCAGGCGACGUUCGCGAUGAAGAUCGAUAGCGACGUGUUCGUAAACCUGCUCGCGCUAACGCGCUACCUGCAGACAACGGCAAAUCGCACGCGCGCGAUCGUCGGUGCGCGAAAGACGGCGUCGCAUCCGUACCGCGACCGCCGCAAUAAGUGGUACGUGUCGGCGAGCGAGUUCGCCGGCGACGUCUACCCGCCUUACGUCGUCGGCGGCGCGUACUGCAUGAGCGCCGACGUCGCGGGGCUGCUGUACGCCACCUCGCGGCGCGUGCGUCCGUUUCGCAUGGAGGACAUCUACGUGACGGGCAUGCUGGCAGAGCGUGCCGACGUCGCGCGUGUUAAUCACGACUCGUUCGUUAUCCAGCCGACGGGCUUGGACCGGCGGCGGUUCCUGAGUCGAGUCCGCUACAUGCCCACCUAUUUCGUCUUUCAUCCCGUCAACCUUGUGCAGCGGCAGGAGAUGUGGCAGCACAUGCGCAAGUCGGACGAGUUUAGAGCGCUGUACGUCGCGUGAAUCACGUGGAACACUGCAGAUGGCGACGACAGCAGAGUUUUAAAGACAGUGCCCAAUGGUUUUAACAUUCCAUCACGUCAACUUUCAAUAUUGUAUUGCGUUAAACAUUUUAAAUUGUUGGUCGGUAGGAGGAGAUGAAUUAAGAAUGGUGAUACUAUCGCCACCCCGCGAAUAUUGUUAACAUUACAUCAAGAGUGAAUAAUGAUGAUAGAUAUAAUAAUCUAAUAAUUAUUAUUCACUCCUGAUUACAUCUACCCGUUUAUAGGGGCCAAGUGUUUUAGAGCUUUAAUAGCUUGUAGCGAUCAUACAAAAACAGCUUUUAGUGUAAAAAUUAAGACUUGAUUUAAAGGUCCACAAAUGUCACUCGCAUGAAGAUCGUUGUCGUGUUAUUUGUCCUAUCCGCCUCCAAUGAUUUACAGGUAGAGAUAGUCAGUCAAUCAUCCUUGGGAUAGGGCGCGUUAAAGACGCUGCCCAGUACAGCAGUUGCGUAAAAUAUAGUCAAUAACACGUGUAAACUGGUAGCAAUCCAAAGAAGACGUGGUUAUCUCCUUCAGGCUGAUACGUCAAUUCCGGGCUGUAUACUUAUACCUGUGUAAAAUGCUAGUUCAAAAAUGAUUAAACGAAAGCA